AUGGGGCGGUCGGAGACUUGGCAUGCGUACAAGCAUGACAAGGAGGCCUGGGUGACUGGGCAGAAUGGCACUUCCAUCGUUUACAUUAACGCCAUAUGCGCUACUUCGCUCGUCUCCUACGCCCUUUGGCUAUGCGUGCGGACAUGUAGGGUGUAUACUUGGAUGCCCUACGGUUGGGACUUUGGCAUUUUGAUUUUGCCGCUCAUGCUGGCAUGUACGGUCUUGGCACAUCGAGUCUACUCCCUUGUUGCUUUGAUACUCAUUUCUGCAGCAGCUUUCGCGAUUGUACGCACGAAUAAGACGUCCAAGCUGCCUUCAGGAGGUCAUCCAAAGACAUGUAUUACGGUGUACCGCGCCUACCUUAUGGUGCUUACCAUCUUUUGUAUCCUGGCUGUCGACUUCCCCAUCUUUCCUCGCUUUUUGGCGAAGUGCGAAACAUGGGGUACGAGUCUGAUGGAUUUGGGAGUGGGGUCUUUCACUUUUUCUCAUGGUCUCGUGUCGCUGCGCUCGACGCGCAGCUCAUGGAGUCGCCUUGCGCGACGCACCGUACCGCUGCUACUUUUGGGUGCCGUGCGAAUCCUGCUCGUCAAGCGCACCGAGUACCCUGAGCAUGUGUCCGAGUAUGGCGUGCACUGGAACUUUUUCAUCACUAUGGGCUUGCUGUUGCCCAUUAUAGAACUGGUGCAGCGUGCAUGGCCCAUGGCGCCAUGGGCUUUAGUGGCUCUCUGCGCAUCGAUCAUGCAUGAAGGUCUAUUGAUGUAUACCCCACUGGGUCCCUGGUCCAUUUCGGACGUGCGCGAUCCAACCAGCUGGGUGUCGCUGAACAAAGAGGGCGUCACCAGCUUGCCGGGCUACGUGUGCAUUGCUCUACUAGGUCUUGACGUGGGACGCACGGUCUUCACUACCACAAGAGAUCGCCGCGAUGUUCAUCGUUCUCUCCUGGUCCGUGCCAUCGCUCUGUGGACCCUCCUUGUUUGCCUCAGGCUCGUGGGCUCGCAAACAAGUCGUCGUAUGGCCAAUAUGCUCUAUGUGCUUUGGUGUGCGGCGUUUAACGUCUCCUUCCUCCUAGGAUUUAUGCUGCUGGAGCACCGACACAGCGACGCCAUGUCGGCGACGCCCCCCCUCUUUGAAAAUAUCAACCGACACUCGCUGGUCCUAUUUCUACUAUCGAACUUGGCUACUGGCGUCGUAAAUUUGCUCGUGUCGACCAUGUAUGCCUCCGUGCCUGAGUCGAUGACGUACCUGUUCCUCUACAUGCUGGCCAUGUGUGGACUCGUGCCUGCCGGCCUUUCCCCCGCAGUCGCUUAG
This is a messenger RNA of Malassezia restricta, 1308 nucleotides long. RefSeq names its product phosphatidylinositol glycan, class W. The transcript has a single exon. Gene Ontology annotation, molecular function: glucosaminyl-phosphatidylinositol O-acyltransferase activity. The coding region runs from base 1 to 1308 and encodes 435 amino acids. Gene Ontology annotation, cellular component: endoplasmic reticulum; membrane. NCBI's taxonomy places the organism in Eukaryota, Fungi, Basidiomycota, Malasseziomycetes, Malasseziales, Malasseziaceae. The record is from RefSeq and is a predicted model, not a curated record. Gene Ontology annotation, biological process: GPI anchor biosynthetic process; protein localization to plasma membrane.